Molecule: messenger RNA, 2792 nt
Organism: Durio zibethinus
Lineage: Eukaryota; Viridiplantae; Streptophyta; Magnoliopsida; Malvales; Malvaceae
Product: bZIP transcription factor 29-like
Biological process (GO): regulation of DNA-templated transcription
Cellular component (GO): nucleus
Molecular function (GO): DNA-binding transcription factor activity
Source: RefSeq, a predicted model, not a curated record
UUUUUCCAGAGAGAGUGAGAGAAAGCAUCCGUUUCUUUUGUCAAAGUUUCUAGAGUGAGAAACCCAAAACCCAAAAACUUUUCUUUUUUUUUUUUAAUUUAAAAUAUUUUUUAAUGAUUUUCCCCAGCGAAAGAAAGAGAGACAGAGAGAGAAAGCGCCUGCCGCUAAAUUCGGUGGAGAUUUUAGCGGUGCUGCUACCUUGCUAACUUGCACCAGCGCUGCCAACUUGAUUUUGUUAAAUUACGCCGGGCGGCCAUUUUUUUUCCUCCUUGUUUCUGCUCAUUUCUUCCUUGCUUUCACCAUUCUAGAGGGUUUGUUUUUAUUAUAUUGUUGCUGUUUUUGGUUUGGAGUGAAGUGGGUUAAGCUUGAAUUGGCCAAAGUUUCAUCUUUUUGUCUCAAAGGUGUAAUUUUUUUGUUGCAUUAUUGUUGUUUGUGAGAAAAAAAAGAAAAAAAAAUGGGUGACAAUGAAGGGGGAAACACUGAUGUGAUGCAAAGGAUUCAAUCUUCAUUUGGAACAUCAUCAUCUUCAAUUCCUAAACAGCCUUUAUCAAUGAACCAUCUUGAAAUACCUCAGUUGAAUCCUAACCAAGUCGGGGCUGCUAGACAUUUCUCUCAUUUUGGCCAAAUCUUGAACGGUGGUGAUGCAACCAUUAAAAGAGUUGGUAUCCCUCCUUCUCACCCUAACCAGAUCCCACCCAUUUCACCUUAUUCACAGAUCCCCGUGUCCCGCCAAAUCAGCCAGCAAAUGGGUUCUCAGAGUUUUAGUCCGGGGCGUGCUCAUUCUCGGUCUUUUUCUCAACCUUCUUCCUUCUUUUCACUUGAUUCAUUGCCCCCCUUAAGCCCUGCCUCGUUUCGUGAUUCGUCAUCUGUGGCGGUUUCAGACCAAAUUUCUGCUGAUGUGUCUAUGGAAGAUAGGGAUGCAGCUUCUCAUUCUUUGUUGCCACCCUCACCUUUUUCUAGGGGGAGUUCUUCACGGGUUGGAGAGAGUUUGCCCCCUCGAAAGUCACAUAGGCGGUCCAAUAGUGAUAUUCCAUUUGGAUUUAAUCCGAUAAUGCAAUCGUCGCCACCUCUUAUUCCAUUAUGGGGUGCGGGUGGUUUGGAACGAUCGGUGUCUGGUAAGGAAGAUUCGGUAGUGCCUAAGCCAACUCAGUUGGUGAAAAAGGAAACGAGUUGGGAGAGAGUUGCUGAUGGUAAUGUGGAAGGAAUGGAUGAGAGGAAAUCGGAAGGGGAAGUUGUGGAUGAUUUGUUUUCUGCGUAUAUGAAUUUGGAUAAUAUUGAUGCGUUGAAUUCUUCGGGGGCUGAUGAUAAGAACAAUGGUAAUGAGAAUCAUGAAGAUUUGGAUAGCAAAGCAAGUGGAACAAAGACCAGUGGAGGCGAUAUCAGUGAUAAUGAAGCGGAAAGCAGUGUGAAUGAAAGUGGGAACAGCGCAUCACGAGGUGGAAUGAAUUCAACUGAGAAGAGGGAAGGGAUCAAAAGGACUGCAGGAGGAGACAUUGCUCCGAGCUGUAGACACUAUAGAAGUGUUUCCAUGGAAAGUUUUAUGGGGAAGUUGAACUUGGGUGAAGAGUCUCCAAAAUUACCACCUUCACCCGGAGCUCGUCCUGGACAACUCUCGCAUAGCAAUUCAAUUGAUGGGAAUUCAGCUUCCUUUAGUUUGGAGUUCGGAAAUGGUGAGUUCAGUGGUGCUGAACUGAAGAAAAUUAUGGCAAAUGAGAAGCUUGCUGAGAUUGCAAUGACUGACCCAAAGCGUGCGAAGAGGAUUUUGGCAAAUCGUCAAUCAGCUGCCCGUUCCAAAGAACGGAAGAUGAGGUAUAUUUCGGAGUUGGAGCACAAAGUUCAGACUCUGCAGACUGAAGCUACCACAUUGUCUGCUCAGUUAACACUUUUACAGAGAGAUUCGGUUGGGCUUACAAAUCUGAACAAUGAGUUGAAGUUCCGUCUUCAAGCCAUGGAGCAACAGGCACAGCUCCGUGAUGCUCUAAAUGAAGCAUUAACUGCAGAGGUCCGGAGAUUAAAGCUUGCUACUCAAGAGCCAGGUGGUGAUUCCGAGCCCUCUACGGGCAUGGUCUCCCAGCAGCUUUCUGUUAACCACCAGAUGUUCCAGCUACACCUGCAACAGUCUUCCCAGCGUAACAUGCCUCAUCAGUUCCAGCAGCAGCUGCAGCCGCCACCGACCCAACAGCAGAAUGGGAACGCAACUGCAAAAACUGAGUCCAAUCAGUAGCUUGUGACUCUGGGAAGAGUUGAAAAGUCACGAUGCUUCUUUCACUAUGUUAUUAUUCCAUAAUUUCGUCCAUGUGCAUUCAUUCAUUAGUUUUUGAUCUCCAACUUAAAGGAGUUUCUUGGUUGUGGUAAUUAGGGUUCAACCUGCAUCAGAUAUCCAUCUCGGAUCAUGGAAUGAAGUAAUAUACAGCUUGAAUAAUUAUAUAUCGUUUAUGGUCCUAGCUUUUAUUUAUUUAUUUAUGGUAGAUAAUUAUAUUGGAAUGUAAACAUCAAGUUUGACAUGAUUUGUUGCAUUAACAUUGGAAGAGUUAAGACUUAAAAACUCUUCUGUCUUUUGAUUCAUUCCAGUUAAGGAGUUGGGUAUUCCAUUUUUAACUGUUUGCCCGUUGGAUUGUCCGGUUUGUUCCAUCUUGGAUAGCAUUCAAUUUCUGGUUACUAAAGCUCAAUAUUACACCAAAUGAAGUAAACCAAGCUUUGUUUCGUGUCCAAACUCCUUGUAGUCUGGUAUUACACAAAAGAUGUUGGGUUGGGGGGGGGUGGUGAAUUACUAACCGCCUUAAAAAGUCGGC